AUGCCUUCACCUAGUGACCAUCCCCAGGGCUCUUUCCCCCCAAAGUGGGAACAUGCGCUGCCUACAGCAGUUGCAACUGUUGCGGUUGUAGCGGGGACUACGGCGGCUCUACAGCUCGCAGGACGGUUGCGGGGGGGCGCUUCGCUUGCAGCUGUGGAGGUCGGAGCUGCCUUUGCAUGUGCUGCAUACUUGACUUGGCGUUACUUUCGGGAUGUUUCCUCCCUUGCAGCUACCACCGAGCUGCAAUCUGCACCAACUCCCCCCAAAAAAGUAGCUCAGAACAACUUGGAUGAGUCGGAGAGCUGCUGCGGCGGCGCCUGGGGAUGCACUUGCUCGUCUGAUGCAGCAGUGGUGACGGAAGAACAGGAAGAGGAGGGGGAAGCCGACCUCGAAGAUUUGCAAGGCAGCGACGACGAGUUCAAGAAAGCAGCCCGUGCUGCCAAUCUAUCAACCUACCUGCAGCCGAAGGCCUCAAGGCAGCGAGCGCUUUCUCAACUGUCAAAAGAAGACGGUGAACGAGGGGAAGUAGAACUGUCGGGAACUGCAGCGCUGUCUGCAGCUGGAGCAGCUGCAGCUGCGCCACCCGCAGGAGCCACUCCGAACUAUGAAGGCACAUUCCUCCCAGGGCGCUCGAAAAUUUACUUCAAGACCUUCGGCUGUUCCCACAACGUUUCCGACUCGGAGUACAUGCAGGGCUUGCUGCACGCGUCGGGGUAUCGGUUUGUGGAGACGAUGGAUGAGGCUGACAUCUGCGUUGUCAAUUCGUGCACGGUGAAGAGCCCCUCGGAGUUCGCUCUCUACUCCGUAAUAAGGGCGGCCUUGGGACAGGCACCCGCUUGCAGCAACACUGCUAGUGCUGCUGCUGCGGGUGCUGAGGGUGCGGGCAAGAAGCGGCAAGCUGCAUUACCUUCCCCGUCGGAACUGGCGGCGGGCGAUAGUGCAACAACUGAGGAUGAGCUCCAGAGCUGCUCCCCACCAGGGCAGCAGGAGGAGGAGGAGGAGCAGCAGCAACAACAACAACAGCAACUGCGACGGAAAAUCCCCUGCGUGGUUACAGGCUGCGUACCAGGGGCAGCUAGAAGCGACAGGCGCGGCAAGGGCCCUGCAGGGGCUGCUGUGCCAUGGCAGGAGGCGCUUCUAGAGCAGUGCUCGAUUGUCGGUGUAUCCGCAUUUGGCCGCAUUGUGGAGGUUGUGGAGGAGGCGCUACAAGGCCGCAUCGUCCGCCUCACCGGCGGCAAGGGACUGCCUCCAUUGGAUUUGCCCAAGAUUCGGCGCAACCGCUUGAUAGAAAUUGUGCCCAUUAGCACGGGAUGUCUCGGCAACUGCACCUAUUGCAAGACAAAGCACGCGCGCGGAGACCUGGGCAGCUACCCAGAGGAGGCGAUUGAAGCUCGGGUGCGGAGCGCCAUAAAACAGGGAGCUACACAAAUUUGGCUUACCAGCGAAGACACAGGGGCUUACGGGUUGGACAUUGGCAGCAGUCUGACGCAGCUACUGCGGCGGCUGCUGCAGCGGCCGCUGCCAGAGGAGGUGAUGCUGCGCGUGGGGAUGGGCAACCCUCCGUUCUUGCUGGGUCAGUUGGCUGCAGCUACGGAUAUCUUAGGCCACCCGAAUGUCUUCGAAUUCCUUCACCUCCCAGUGCAGUCCGGCAGCAACAGCGUACUGAGUCGCAUGAAGCGGGACUACACGGUGGAGCAAUUUCGACAGGUGGUGGAUGCCUGCCUGCAGGCCCACCCUCGAAUGAGCAUCAUGACGGAUAUCAUUUGCGGCUUUCCGGGCGAGACGGAAGAAGACCACCUCGAGACCUUGCGGCUACUGACCGACUAUCGCUUCCCAGCAGUCAACAUCAGUCAGUUCUACCCCCGCCCCAAUACUCCUGCUGCAGCGAUGAAGCAGCUGAAUUCACAAGUGGUUAAGCGUCGUAGCAGAGAAGCAACCCAGCUCUUCGAGUCAUACACCUGCUACGACUGGAUGGUUGGCACGGUUCAAAAGGUUUGGUUCUCUUCUCACUCCGACCGCAGCGAGCACACAGUGGGACACACAAAGCAAUACGUCAAGAUCCUUGUAGACAGGGACGAGGCACUUCUAGGGAAGGUCGCGUUCGUGCGAGUGAUUUCGGCGUCUAAGUGGCACUGUAUGGGGGCUUUGUGCGGUCCCCCGGAUGCCUAG
Molecule: messenger RNA, 2169 nt
Organism: Eimeria maxima
Lineage: Eukaryota; Apicomplexa; Conoidasida; Eucoccidiorida; Eimeriidae
Product: radical SAM domain-containing protein, putative
Exons: 9
Coding region: 1-2169 (722 amino acids)
Biological process (GO): tRNA methylthiolation
Cellular component (GO): endoplasmic reticulum
Molecular function (GO): 4 iron, 4 sulfur cluster binding; tRNA (N(6)-L-threonylcarbamoyladenosine(37)-C(2))-methylthiotransferase activity
Source: RefSeq, a predicted model, not a curated record